CACUAACACACACAGGCUGUCCUUGAACACCAACUUCCACGGACUUUUGGAUACUUUUCCAUGCUCUUGUAGUCCUAGCAGAGCAUCUCUUUCUAUAUCCUAGACGCCAGUUUUUGGACGCGACGCACCAUAAACAUACAAACACUGCUGCCCGCGCUGCUUCUGCAGCCUCACUUCACUCCACACAAUGCAGUCUUCCCCUCCAGCAAGCAUUGGGAAAGCGCGCACUAUUUGCGAGCUUUCGCGCAGCUUGAACCACAGCCCGCGCAACGUUCCAUCCCCAUCACCGCCGCCUAGCGACUCGAACCCUACUAAGCACUCAGGGUUCUGCACUGAGACGUCCAACUUCUUCAACGACCCAGACGUUCUCAUGUCAACACAACAGAACUUCGCGGACGAGACCAACACCCUGCCACAGUACCCGCGCAUUCGCUCGACCGCGAAGAAGAUGAACGCCUGGCAGCCGCUGCGCUCCGAGCAGAUCAACCCCGACACGUCCAUGGUAAACAAAGAAUUCGGCGACUUCGACCACAGCCUCUCGGACGGGGAGAGCAUCUCCGUCGAACAGGCGCGUGGCCUCAACCACAGCAACCGCGGUACACCGGUCAGGCAGAGCUCCGCGUUCCACAGCCUCUACGAUAUCACACCGCCUACAAACAGGACGCGCAAGUCAUAUGUCGCCGAGACUGGAAGCCUCCGGCGCGACGCACAGAUUCGACGCGCCUCGCGCAAUGACCUCGACACCGCGUCACCGCGUCCUGCCAGCAAGCGCACUUCUCCUGCGAUGCCUGCGAAGGAGAACAAGCGCAACUCUCUUGCACAGCUUCACGCGAAGCUGUCUGAGGAUGAGUCGUCUUUCAUGCAGGACCGUCCGCCCACAUUGACCGUCAACUCGACCAAGAACACGCGCUGGGGCAACAGGAGCCGUCAGACGUCCCUUCAGAUGGAUGGCAUUGUAGAGGAAGCCACACGCGCCAACGCGAAGCCUCAGUCGCGACCCUCGACCGCUCAGAAUGCGACUGCACAAUCCUUCAUCCUGCCUGACCUGCCCAAUCUCACUGAGCUUGUCUCUGGCGUAUUCGAGGACGGUACGCCUGUCUUCUCGAAGAACGCUACAACGCGAUCCCGCUUUGCUGCUCCUCCAGGCGGCGGCCGUCGUCCCAACCACGUCCCCAUCGACAGCGUACCCAUUCCUGACGAGGAGAAGGCCAUCUUCUCUGCGCUUCAGCAGCUGCAGGACAAGGUCGCGCAGAUAGAAGCUGAGCGGUCUGAGCAGGAUAGGAGGAUCGAGGAGCAGGAUCUUGAGUUGAUCGAGCUCAGGGCCAGCGCACAGGCUUAUGAGAAGUCGCGACGAAGCGAUAGCGCGAACGAUUCGGAUGCUGGAAAGGGGCAUUGGAAGGUUGAGAAGACGCGCCUCGACGCGACCGUACAGACCCUCCGAACGAAGCUCGACCGCGCCGACCGCAAAGUCGCUGUCCUCGAGAUCGAGAAGAAGCGAUUGACCACCGAACGCGACAACAUGACGAACCAGCUUGGCGUUGCUUUCCAAACCUGCGAGGAGCUGAAGAACGAGAAGCUGGCUUUGGCCGACGAGAACGACGCGCUUCGUCAAGAGAUCGAAUCCCUCCGAGGCGACAACGAUGACCUUCGUGAUCAGCUGAACCAGGAGCUGUCGCACCACCGCGAAGAGACUGAGAACGCGACUCUGAAUGCCGAACUGGCUCGCAUUCGCGCUCAGCACGAUGAGCACACUCAGCAGCUUGCUCGUCAGGAUGUCGAGCUGCGCAAGGCGCGUCAGGAGAAGGCCGAAUACGCUCGUCUUCAAAGCGACAACGAGGCGCUCAAGCAGCAGCUGGCGAACUUGAAGACCAAGCGCGAGGAGGAGGUCAAGAGAUGGGAGCGUCACGAAGCCGCAAUGAAGGCGCAAGUCGACCGCCGCGACGAGACUAUUCGACACUUCCAGGAUAUGACUCAGGAGCAGACCAACGAGGCAAUGCGACUGGAUAACGAGAACCUUCGACAGGAGCUUGCUCAGCUUUCUGCUCAACACGAGGAUGAAUAUGAGAAGUGGGCCAGGAAGGAAAGCCAGCUCAAGCGCAAGGUCCAGCAACGUGAGGCUGCUGCUAGGCAGACUCUGGAUCUGACACGCGAAGUCUUGAACAUCCGUGAGGCAAACGAGCAGCAGUUCAGUGCGCCUCAGAGGGACAACACCCGCCAGGAGACCCUUCAGCGCAAGCCUAGUUACCGCCGUGAAGACACGCGCUCCCGCAUCAAGAGCCGCGUUCAGCAGGAGUCGCGCAACAGCCGAGCUGAGAUUGCACAGCCUUCUCGUGUCCAGGAGAGCCCGCGCAAGGAAUACACUGGCGUCUCUAGGAAGGACUUCAGCAGGUCUCUGCCGGCGGACACCCGACGAAGCUUCUCUGCACCUGCCGCUGAUAAGAACGCGCAUGUGGACAGCGAUGUCGAGUCGACUACUGACCUGUCUCUGAGGCCUCAUGGCACUCCCUAUAUGUCGCGAAGCGUCCAGUCGAAGCCGACCAUCACUAUCCAGCGGCCUGCUGACUUAGACCUGACUGAGCUGAGCUUCAUCGGUAGCGACGUUAUUGCUCAACUCCGUCGCCAGUUGGAGGAAGAGCGCGCCAACGCGCGUCGUGCAUCAUGUGCACCUGUCGAGCAGACUAUUCGCGAUGAGACUGUCCGCUCGCAGCGACAAACUCGCGAGGAUACCAUUAGGUCCGUUGCGUCUGCUAAGAGCGAGCGUCGACCAUCUCUGGUCCGUAAAUCGUCGCUCAAAGACACCACUCGUCGCACCGCCGUGAGCCAAUCCGAGGACGAUGUCACUGGUAACAUGUCGAACCUGGACGCCGAUACCGAGGCCACUCAGACUAAAGACCUCUCAAUGCACAGCAACACCAGCCGGCGCCGCCGCAGCGCUCCCACUGAGAUGACCUCGGCCUUCAUCGUUCCUGACAUCAAGAUCGAAGCCCGCAGGCCAUCCAUCACAGCUACCACCAUCUCCAAGCACGACAAGAACCACGACAACGCCAACUGCACCGUCUGCCGCCGCGAAGGCCUCACUUCUUCCACCUCCGCCCUUCGCGUCCCCCGCCUCGUACCAGUCUCCUCCCGCAUGCCAGAGGAUGAAAUCGACGCGACCCUCCGCCCCGCCCGCUCCCCCAAGGAAGCCCUCGCCUUCGUCGUCAAAGAACUCCAAGACGAGCGCGCACACCUGCACAUCGAGCUCGCCGCACUCCGCGCCAUGCUUGAAAUGCAUGACGCCAGCCAGGGCGCCCGCAAGCGCGCCAAAAUCAACGCGAACAUCCAGGAAACCCUCCGCCGUCUCGAGAUCAAAGACGCGCAGAUUUACAACUUGUAUGAUGUGCUUGAGGGCCAGGCUGCGGAUGGUGAAAUCACAGAGCAGGAUGUUGAGGAUAUUACGGAGCAGAUUCGUGCUGAGGAUGCGAAAGAGGGUGUGAAUGGUAGUGCGGAUGUGGAUAUGAGCCAUGUCGAGAUGGAGAGGGGGAAGAAGGGGCAGGGGAAGAGAGUCACGAUCAGGAGCUUUGUGGAUGAGAGUGAGAGCGAGCAGGAGACGCAGACUAGGGACUUUGGGAAGGACGGGAUGAGGAAGACUAUGCUGGAUGACGAGACGGAGGGGUUGCCGUGGGAGGGGUUUGAGGAUAGUGAGAUUCCUGAGGGGUGGGGACGGGUGCAUUGA
Messenger RNA from Macroventuria anomochaeta, 3715 nucleotides. RefSeq lists its product as uncharacterized. The transcript is spliced from 3 exons. The record is from RefSeq and is a predicted model, not a curated record. Gene Ontology annotation, molecular function: microtubule binding. Bases 188 to 3715 code for a protein of 1175 amino acids. Lineage: Eukaryota; Fungi; Ascomycota; Dothideomycetes; Pleosporales; Didymellaceae.